This is a messenger RNA of Eriocheir sinensis (Chinese mitten crab), 1374 nucleotides long. RefSeq lists its product as uncharacterized. Lineage: Eukaryota; Metazoa; Arthropoda; Malacostraca; Decapoda; Varunidae. The record is from RefSeq and is a predicted model, not a curated record. The transcript is spliced from 2 exons. The coding region runs from base 134 to 1252 and encodes 372 amino acids.
CUAUCACCCCCCUCACAUCCCACCCUCCCCGGUCCUCCCCCGCACAUAACCACAUGCCCUCCGCCCCUGCAACAUAGCCAGACACGCCCUACAACAACACCCUUCGACCGGAGUUGGCAUCGCUUUCACCAACAUGGGAGUGAGCACGGCCGUCCCCCUCCUCCUGCUGGCGCUGCUGCUGCUGCUGGAGGGAGCCGACGCCUACCUGCUGGACCCAGAUACCGUGGCAGCACUCCCGCCCCCCAAAAGUUACUUCGCCGGCAGUCGCUUCAAUGGCUGGGCGCGCACGGUCGUGGCCGGCAUUGGUUUCUCCUUCCUCCACGCUGCGGGCGUCAUCCUGGCCAUCAAGCGGUGGAGGAACAAGGUCAUCAACCUGUACCAGUACUACGAGGAGCUGGAGGACUACCUUCUCGAGAACUUUCCCGAGGAAUUUCCGGACAACCUGCCGGACUACCUCUUGGAUGACCUUCCUGAGGGCUUCCUCGACAGCAUUUCCGACCUCCCUACAGACCUCUCUAACCUUACCUCCGCGGAAAUCGAUGAUCUGGACCUCCCUUCGCAGUUCCCUGACAACUAUUUCAGUGGUUUGGCAGAAUACUUCCCCUACUUAUUCCCUAACGGAGCCCCUCACGCCGUGGGCUUCCUGAGACCUGGAAUCUUCCCGAAGGUAAAGUUUGGGGACCGUGAGGGUGGCGACCCCGACAAUCGCAGCCCACUGUUCAGACGCGCCGACCAAUCGCCGCCCUCGCAGAACAUUAAUAGCCUCUCUGCACCGCCGCUUCCUCCAAGCCACCUGGUGCCCCCCGGCCCCCAGUACGGCGCCCCGUCUCCUUCCCUGCAGGUUUAUCAGCCCCAACACUCGUCCACUUACCAAAAGAGGUCGUUGCAGGAGCCUUCCCCGUCCUCUCCUCCUGAAGGCCACCUGCGUGCGGCGGUGCAGGGGGUGCUGGAGACGGAAGACAUACACGAGGUAGUGGUGAGGACGGCGCAGUUGGUGCAGGAGGUGGUGCAGCACAUGGACGAGGACGACUGCCUCCUCAAGUUCAUGUGCCACAUUCAGCAGCAGCCCCAGGACUCCCGCGCCCCCGAGCAGGACCUGCUGGUGCGCCUCUUCCAGCUGAAUGCCACCGCCGAAGCCUCGGAGUGCGGGCGGGAGUUCACCAACUGUCCCGUGGAGCUGAACAGGCUGUCGGAGGCUUUCUCGUACUCGUGGCAGACGCAGAACUCUGUCGAGGGGAAGAAACUUCGUUAACUUGCGUGUAUGUGUGUAUCUAUGUGUGCAUGUAUUUAUGUAUGUGUGUAUGUACAUUAUGAUUCUAAUACAAAGGGCAUCUAUGAAAAUUAAUCCAAAAAUACAAUUAAAAAAACAUAACA